Molecule: messenger RNA, 608 nt
Organism: Paraglomus occultum
Lineage: Eukaryota; Fungi; Glomeromycota; Glomeromycetes; Paraglomerales; Paraglomeraceae
Source: the annotation of a GenBank genome assembly
AUGAUUACUAAAUUAAUUGCACUCAACAUCAUUACCAUCCUCGCGUCGUUCGUUACGAUACCUCCGAUUCCACAUGCGCCUUCACCCGACAUCAAGAAACGAGAAGGCUAUUAUCAAUACGUCUUCAUCACAUAUAGUCCGGUCUUCACCCCGAUCGGUCUGAUUCUUAACGCACUCAUCUACACCUGGAUCAUGAUUUCUCCCGAUCCGUAUCCUUUCAACAAAGUCGAAAAGUUAUCCGAAUGGACGCUCACAGAUAUCGUUUGUUUCGUUAUGAUACUUGCCGGAGGCCUCCUUCGCGUCUGGUGUUUCCGAACGCUCGGGCGGUUCUUUACAUUCGCAGUAGUCAUCCAACCCGAUCACAAACUCAUCAAAGAUCCUCCUUACUCUUUGGUGCGGCAUCCGUCCUAUACGGCUGCGCUUAUGGUCUCGUUCGGACUUUUUGGCUUUUUUCAUCCCUUAGGCAAAGCUCUGUUUGGUGAAUAUGGACGGAUGAUAACUGCGUUUCUGAUUGUUACUAUAGGUAUUAUGACCGUUCAUUUCUUUUACAAGAGGGUGCAAUUUGAGGAGCGUGAGAUGGCUAUGAAGUUCAAGGACGAGUGGGAAGA